AGUAGUUAUCCGUGUACCUCUGCCGAUGUUUGUUGUGAUGGAAAAUAAACGCUCAAAUUCAGCUCCUAUUAUUCAGCUUUUAGUCCAGAAUAACAUCUCCGUCCACUGUUUGCUUUAUAAUGGAAGAGUCUGUGUUUGAAUGAUGAUGUUUAGGAGUCAGUAAGAAGGAGUUUAGUGUUUAUAAUCAUUCUGUUUCUGAUCGUUAGCACCAACGGUUAGCCAACAGGUCGGAGCUGUAAGCUAGCUAAACGGUUUAACGCGUUUCUUACCCGGUUCAACUUUUAAGGAACCUUCUGCAGUGGUCUGUGGGUCAGAGAUCUGUUCAUUAUGGAUAUCAGCAUCGCCGUGUCACUGAUUCGAGGUCAGAUGGGCACCGUGGUGGAGCAGGCGGUGAACGGAGCGGUGGAGACGGUGCUGGCUGAGAUGCUCAAAGUGGUCGGAGUUAAAUUUGAGGAACUAAAAGGCCAAGUGGCUCACAUGAAGAGGGACAUCACGGUGCUGCAGAGGGAGAAGGCCCUCAAAGAGAAAGAGAACGACAACAUUAAAGCCAAGCUGCGCUACACGGAGCUGAAGCUGAAGUACUACCGCCAGGGAGUGGAGGAGGAGCUUCAGCAGAGAGCCACGUCGUCCAAUCUGGUCCGUAUCCAUCCGUCGUCGUAUCUUCCUUCACAGAGAGGCGGUGCGGGCGUUUCCUCCUCGGAGACCUCUCCAUCAUGCUCGACUCAGACCAGGACCAACGACGGCCCACUGAGCAGAAACAAUCAAGAAUUCCCGUCUCCACACACCAAGAGGAGGCGUUCAGCCAAAGCUCGCUGUCACUCAGAAGUUUCCCCCUCAGACCCGAUUGAGCUGCAGCUGGCGGCCUUGCUCCCCAUGAACACACCUGCAGAGUCUGUGGACAGCAGCACAGUUUUGUUCUCUCCCACCGAGCAAGACACGCCUCGGAGCCAGGAUGACGAUCAGGAGGAUUGUGAGUGGAGCAUCACCGUGGAGCCGUUCACAGAAGCUGCGGACGAUGUCGUGGACCCUCCUCAUGUCCAGACUCUAAAUCUGGACUCUGAGCAGCAGCAGUCAGGAGGAGCUGGCUCUCUGUCCCCGGAUGGAUCCACCCACGCAUAGCUCCACUCUGCCCUCUGCUGCCCCACAGGUGAAGCAGGAGCCCCAGCAGCAGCAGCAGCAGCAGCAGCAGCAGCAGCAGGAGGUGAUCUGCAUUAAAGAGGAGCCAGAGGAGGAACAGGAAGUGACAGCUGCCCUGCUGCUGGACAGCCAGGAGCAGCAGAGUCAUCCUCCAGAGUCCGAG
This is a messenger RNA of Labrus bergylta (ballan wrasse), 1300 nucleotides long. The record is from RefSeq and is a predicted model, not a curated record. NCBI's taxonomy places the organism in Eukaryota, Metazoa, Chordata, Actinopteri, Labriformes, Labridae.